UAUACUCCGUUAUGUUGGUAGCCAGAGUGAAGUUGUCAAACGUCAAAUAUGUGAGGUUAGGAAAUCUAUAAUAAUUUUAAAAUCUAAACAAUUACAAUGCUUGCGAGUUAAAACAAUCAUGGAUUUAAUUUUCGGUUUAUUGACAAUAGCGGCGAUUUACUUAUGGGUUCUCUUUAUGGAUAGAUUUUUUAAAUCAUGUUCUCAUUACGGAUACAUCCAAUUUCUUAAAGGAACUGGCUUGGAGAUUAAGUUUUUCCAGUUUUCGUGGACUACAACAGCUUUUAAUAAAUUGCUUCUUAGGUGGGGAGGUGACAACACAAAAUUUCUGAAUUUGUGGUUUAAUUUGGGGCUAUGUGUGAGCUUAAUUUUAUUGCCUACUUCUGUCUACCUUUUGUUGGUCGCUUUCUUUCAAAAUUUUGUAUCGUCCGCUAGUAGUGAGGAAAACAUAAUUCAACCAGUAAUCCCUGGAAUUAACCUUCCAGCAUCUGAAAUUGGUUAUUACAGUGUGACUUUAUUGUUUAGUUCAGUUUUACAUGAAUUGGGUCAUGCUUUAGCUGCAGUGCAAGAAGACGUAAAUGUUAUUAAUGUAGGCGCUAACGUAAUGUUUAUUCUGCCAGUAGCUUAUGUGAAUUUAAAUUCUGAUAAAUUAUUUUCUUUAAAUCCUUGGAAAAGACUUAAGAUUUUGUGUGCUGGAGUAUGGCACAACUUGUUGAUAGCUUUCCUAGCUUACUUACUAUAUACAUCUCUGCCGUCCGCUUUUUCGCCUUUUUUCAACUUUGGUAAAGAAGUUGUAGUAACAGAAAUUCAGGAAAAAUCACCAAUUAUUGGAAAUAGGGGUUUAAAUGUCGGCGACUUAAUUUCAAAAAUUAACGAUUGUGAGGUUGACAAUGAAAAUACGUGGUAUAAGUGUUUAGUGACCUUAAGAACAAAAAAACCCGCGUUUUGUAUUGAAGCAGAUGUUGUUCACAAUCUCGAUGAAAGUGUGCAUUUGAAACAUUCAGAAAGUGGAAUUGUAAGCUGUUGUCAUUCAGAUAAUAAAGGCAAAUUGUGUUUCGAAUAUCUGGAUAGUAAAGACAGCAUUUUGGAGUUGCCCCCAUAUGCGUGUUUACCGGGAAGAACUGUGAUAGAAGUCUCCACAAAUUUUUGUAUGGCUGACCCCCAUAUUUGCCCCAAAGAUACUUAUUGUUUCAGACCGAUUUUAAUGAACAAUACGAAUUUAUUUAGAAUCAAGCGAGUCAAUCAAAUUGAUGUUAUCUAUAUUGGCCCUGUAUCCGAUCUUGUAAAAACAGUCACAGUGUCUUCAUAUAUUCCAAAAUAUUCGUUUUUAGGGACGCAAAUUCCUGACGUCGUUACGAAAUUUUUGGGAUAUUUAGCAAUGUUUUCAAUGGGGCUGGCUCUAGUCAACAUUUUACCGUGUUUGUUUAUGGAUGGCCAGCACAUAACUAAUACUUUAUUUCACAUUAUUUUCGCAAGUCAUUUAAGAACUACACAUAUUAAGAUUAUUUCAGGCAUUGUGACCGCUUCUUUUACACUUUUGUUAGUGAUUCAUUGCAUUAUCGUUAUUUGGACUAAACUUAAUUAAAUUGUGAUAAAAAUAUUGAAUAAAAUUGUUUUUAGAUAA
Molecule: messenger RNA, 1621 nt
Organism: Tribolium madens (black flour beetle)
Lineage: Eukaryota; Metazoa; Arthropoda; Insecta; Coleoptera; Tenebrionidae
Gene: S2P
Product: membrane-bound transcription factor site-2 protease
Exons: 2
Coding region: 119-1582 (487 amino acids)
Biological process (GO): membrane protein intracellular domain proteolysis; regulation of response to endoplasmic reticulum stress
Cellular component (GO): membrane; cytoplasm
Molecular function (GO): metalloendopeptidase activity
Source: RefSeq, a predicted model, not a curated record